Paralichthys olivaceus (Japanese flounder) is the source of this 4072-nucleotide messenger RNA. NCBI's taxonomy places the organism in Eukaryota, Metazoa, Chordata, Actinopteri, Pleuronectiformes, Paralichthyidae. The record is from RefSeq and is a predicted model, not a curated record.
UCCCGACACCCCUGAAAGCACCGUUUGACAGCAUCCCAGAAUCCUCUGCACCAGGAAGUGUUCUGCCGGAGACGUCUCUCGCAGCUUUGUUUUGACGAUGAUGGAGGAGGAAGAAUUUGAGUUGGCGGAGGAUUUGGAGUCGAUUCUGCAUCUCACCCCGGAGGUGCAGCUCGCCAUUGAGCAGGUCUUUCCCAGUCAGGACCCUCUGGACAGAGCAGACUUCAAUGCUGUGGAGUACAUCAACACACUGUUCCCCACCGAGCAGGUGAUCGUCCACUGUCACACACACAACUACAGUUACACACUCACACUGAUCAUUGUUUAUAACAUGAGACUGACAGCUUUGGAGGAGGCCCAGAUUGCCAUCCAACAAUUGUUUGGCAAAAUCAAAGACAUCAAGGACAAGGCAGAGAAGUCCGAACAAAUGGUUAAGGAGAUUACGCGCGACAUAAAGCAGUUGGACCAUGCCAAGCGCCACCUAACUACAUCCAUCACCACCCUCAACCACCUGCACAUGUUGGCAGGGGGCGUGGACUCUUUGGAAGCCAUGACCAGAAAGAGGCAGUAUGGUGAAGUUGCCAACUUGCUGCAGGGAGUGGUCAAUGUACUGGAACAUUUCCACAAGUACAUGGGCAUUCCCCAGAUCAGACAGCUUUCUGAGAGAGUGAAAGCAGCACAGAGUGAGUUGGGGACUCAGAUACUGGCAGAUUUUGAAGAAGCCUUCCCCUCCCAGGGCUCCAAGAGAACAGGUGGUCCCAGUAAUGUGCUGAGAGACGCCUGCCUGGUUGCCAACGUGCUGGACCCACGCAUCAAACAAGAGAUCAUCAAAAAGUUCAUCAGGCAGCACCUCUCAGAGUACCUGGUGCUCUUCCAGGAAAACCAAGAUGUUGCUUGGCUGGACAAGAUCGAUCGCCGCUAUGCCUGGAUCAAACGGCAGCUGGUGGACUAUGAGGAGAAAUAUGGACGCAUGUUUCCUGAAGAAUGGUGCAUGACUGAGCGGAUUGCUGUGGAAUUCUGCCACAUCACCAGGGUGGAGCUAGCCAAAGUGAUGCGGACACGAGCUAAAGAGAUUGAGGUGAAACUGCUUCUGUUUGCCAUUCAGAGGACCACAAACUUUGAGGGUUUACUGGCCAAACGCUUCACAGGAUGCACCUUGACUGACAUACCUGGACAAAAGAGACCAGAAAGCCCUCUUGAACCUACUAACCCCUUCCUGGAGGACGAGCCAGGUGAGGAUGUGGAUCUAGCCAAGCCCAGGAAGCCCAAAGCUCCAGACAACCCUUUCCACGGCAUUGUCUCCAAGUGUUUCGAACCUCAUCUAUAUGUCUACAUAGAGUCCCAGGACAAGAACCUAGGCGAGCUGAUCGACCGUUUUGUGGCCGACUUCCGAGCACAAGGCCCACCCAAGGUGGGCGCGGAGGAAGGCGGAGCGGUUCUGCCCAGCUGUGCUGACCUCUUUGUCUAUUACAAGAAGUGCAUGGUGCAGUGCUCACAGCUGAGCACCGGAGAACCAAUGAUUGCCCUCACAACUAUCUUCCAGAAAUUCCUGAGGGAGUACGCCUGGAAGAUCCUCUCUGGAAACCUACCAAAGUCCAGCAGUAACAGUGGCGGUCUAACUAUCAGCAGUCUACUGAAGGAGAAAGAGUUCUCAGAUGCUGCAAAGUUCACUGUAGAUGAGCUCUGUCUGAUCUGUAGCAUCCUUAGCACUGCGGAGUACUGUUUGGCUACCACACAACAGUUGGAAGAGAAGCUGAAGGAAAAAGUAGAUAAAGUCCUGGUGGAGAGAAUUAAUUUGACUGGAGAGAUGGAUACAUUCAGCACUGUGAUCUCAAACAGUAUUCAGCUACUAGUUCAAGAUCUGGAUGCUGCCUGUGACCCUGCUCUCACUGCUAUGAGCAAGAUGCCGUGGCAGAGUGUGGAGCACGUGGGUGACCAGAGUCCUUAUGUGACGUCAAUCAUCAUGCACAUUAAACAAAAUGUGCCAAUCAUCAGAGACAAUCUGGCCUCCACCCGCAAAUACUUCACACAGUUCUGCAUCAAGUUCACAAAUUCUUUCAUUCCCAAAUUCAUCAACCACCUGUUUAGAUGUAAGCCUAUCAGCAUGGUGGGAGCUGAGCAACUCCUCCUCGACACCCACUCCCUGAAGACUGUUUUGUUGGAUCUUCCCUCCAUAGGCUCCCAGGUGCUCCGCAAGGCACCCGCAAGCUACACCAAGAUAGUGGUGAAAGGAAUGACCAGAGCAGAGAUGAUACUAAAGGUGGUGAUGGCCCCACAUGAACCACCAGUGGUAUUUGUUGACAACUACAUCAAGCUCCUGGCUGAUGGCAACCCAGAGACCUUCCAGAAGAUUCUGGACAUGAAGGGUCUGAAGCGCAGUGAGCAGAGCAGCAUGCUAGAGCUGUUCAGGCAGAGGUUACCCACCCCACCUUCCGGGGCAGACGGAGGCCCCACUCUGUCCUUCAGUGCCCCCACCCCUGAGCAGGAGUCGUCCCGCAUCCGUAAACUGGAGAAACUCAUCAAGAAGAGACUGUGAACAGACACAUUGAUAAUAGAAGAGGCUGCAGGAUGAGACCUCCUGCACUCUUAACGCUCCAUUCAGUCACCAUGGAGAAUUUAAGAGAGAGCCAAAAUGGGACUGACUUUUCUGACUGACAGUGAUGUGAAUCUGAGCUGAGGCUGGAUUAUGAAGAAACUGCUACUUGUUGCUACAGCUGUCAUUUUACUUCUGUAACUUCCUCUUUUUUCUCAUGUCACUAAUGCCUGAGCUUUGUAACAUUCGUACAUUGUUACACAGACUGAAUGUAGUGCUGUUAACUGGAGUCAGCUCAGAGAGCCGCUGGCUGCCUCUCUGGUACACGUCUAAUCCCUGAUGAUCAGCAGCAGCCUGAUCAUAAUUAAAGUUGAUGUUCUCUGAAUAUAAUAUUCUUCAAGGAUAACUAUGGCUUUACUCAAUCAUUUUUAAUUUAAAGGGGGGGUACUGGGGGUUGACAUUUGUGCGCAUCUCUGCCAUUCAUUAAAGGGGACAUACGUCAUAGGUGUCGGGACUGUUUGUGUGAGCGGCGACCUAAAACAAAUCACUGAGUGUGGAACAAAGAGGAUCUUUGGAUUUCCUGCAUCUUCGUUGAGCCAUCUUUGUCUUGGCAUUUAAAAUCUCUCGUGGUUGACUUGGAAACCAUCUAACUGAAGACUUUUGGCUUGGGCCUUUGCCUGGAACGGGGGGCAAUUAAUGGGGUAUAUACUGUCUAUGUAAACAUGAAGUACACGUGUGCGGUCGCUGCUGUGUUAUUAUAGUCCAAAAAUCUUCAAUAAUUUAAUCCUCUGUCUCUUUUUGCAUUGACAUAAAAGCUUGUGUUUGUUUAAGCAGGAGUCUUAUUUAUUCUUCCAUUUGGCUGCACUGUACUUUCAGGCCAAAUUACUUAAGGUUUGGAAAAUAUUAUUUUUGUCAUAAAAGAGACAAAACAAGCUGGGUUUGUGUCUACAGUGUGCUGAGUACUCUGGGUCUCUGAAGCCUCGUGUGAUGUCACAGCCUGUGGAGGAAAAUCAAAACAUCUCUGCAGUCCGGUUUCCAUGGUCGCUGAUGUAGAUGCAAGGGCCCCUCAGUGUCUUGAACCCUCAUAUAUAUAUAUUUAUAUAUAACUCAAACUAAGGUACGAUCACAUUCCACUUGUUUUAUCAGUUGUUAAAUUGGCUCCCAGUUUGUUGAAGGAUCUUUUUUUUAUGUAUUACUUUGCAGUAGGUUCAUAAUGACCUGGCCUCAGCCUAUAUCUUUUAAUUCCCUAUUACCUCUGAGCAGCUUGUGAUCUUUGGGUGUAACUUCCUGAGUCUAGGCUGAAGGGGGGGUCAGAGUGAUUCACCUGAGGAAAUAAGACUGUCUGAGAUGGUCUCGACUAAAUGUGCACUUUCUCCACAAGGCAUAUUCCUGAAUUUCCAUAAGGUGCUGGACUAUGGUUUUUUAUCUCUAUUGGUAAAAUGAUUUAUGUGCUUCUUUCUGUAUGUUCACCAUUUGUUCUCUUGUUGUGUAGCACUGUGUGUUGAAAAGUGCUCUGUAAAUAAAGUUACUAUAAAUAAGGUC